This is a messenger RNA of Drechmeria coniospora, 588 nucleotides long. Its product is annotated as guanylate kinase. Gene Ontology annotation, cellular component: cytosol. The transcript has 3 exons. Gene Ontology annotation, molecular function: GMP kinase activity. NCBI's taxonomy places the organism in Eukaryota, Fungi, Ascomycota, Sordariomycetes, Hypocreales, Ophiocordycipitaceae. The record is from RefSeq and is a predicted model, not a curated record. Gene Ontology annotation, biological process: purine nucleotide metabolic process. Bases 1 to 588 code for a protein of 195 amino acids.
AUGGCCACCCCUCCUCCCGACCGCCGCCCCAUUGUCAUCUCUGGCCCCUCUGGAGUUGGCAAAGGCACGCUGUACAAUCUCCUGUUCCAGCGCUAUCCUGAUACCUUUGUCCUCUCCGUCUCCCACACGACCCGGGCCCCUCGCGAUGGUGAGCAGGAUGGCGUUCACUACCACUUUGUCCCCAUGAAGGAUUUUGAGGACCUUAUUGCCGGUGACGGCUUUGUUGAGCAUGCUACUUUUGGCGGAAAUCGCUACGGUACAAGUAAGAUGACCAUUGCGGAGCAGGCCAAGAAGGGCAAGGUUGUCCUGCUUGACAUAGAGAUGGAGGGCGUCAAGCAAAUCAAAAACUCCAACAUCGAGGCUCGCUACAUUUUCAUCUCCCCCCCGUCCCUCGAAGUCCUCGAGUCCCGUCUGCGUGGGCGCGGAACCGAAAAUGAGCAGAGCAUCCAGAAGAGACUGGCCCAGGCCACGAACGAGCUUAACUAUUCCCAGGUUCCUCAUGUCCACGACAAGAUCAUUGUCAAUGCAGACCUUGAGAAGGCCUACAAAGAGUUGGAGAAAUACAUCUACCAACCCCUCAGCGGGUAA